This is a messenger RNA of Plasmodium malariae, 1089 nucleotides long. RefSeq names its product tryptophan-rich antigen. The record is from RefSeq and is a predicted model, not a curated record. Bases 1 to 1089 code for a protein of 362 amino acids. The transcript is spliced from 2 exons. NCBI's taxonomy places the organism in Eukaryota, Apicomplexa, Aconoidasida, Haemosporida, Plasmodiidae.
AUGGAGGCAAUUAAAGAAAAUAUACAAGAUAUUGUACCUAAUCCCACAAGUCUUCGGGAAUUAUCAUUAAAAUAUAAGGAUAGGUUGUUAACAAAUAUUAAUGUUGAUUAUUUUAUUUUAGCUUUGGGUGUAACGUUAAGUGCUAUAACGUCUGUUAUGUUUUACAAUUAUAUUACUUUGAAACGAAAGAACUCAAUUAAAGAUAAAACUUCAAAGGAAGCUAUUGAAUCGAAGGAAGAUGGAACAAAGGAAGUAGCAAAGGAUGAAGCAAAGGAUGGAGCAAAGGAUAAAGCAGAGGAUGAAGCAGAGGAUGAAGCAAGAGAAAAGGAAAAAGGGAUAGAGAAAACAGAUAAAUGGAAAAAGGAAGAAUGGUUUAAAUGGUUGAAGCAGUUGGAGGAGGACUGGAAAAUUUUUUUUUCAAAGAUAGAACACGAAAAAAAUAUAUGGCUUAAAGAAAAAGAAGAGGAUUGGAAACAGUGGUUAAUAUUGUUAGAUAAUAAAUGGAUGCAUUAUAAUCCAAAUAUGGAAAAAGAAUUUAAUACCAAUGUUUUACAAAAAUCUGCAAAUUGGACAGAGGCUCACUGGAAAAAAUGGAUGUUAACAGAAGGAAUAUUAUAUAUUGACUUAGAAUGGAAAAAAUGGAUUUAUGAAAAGCAUGCUCAGUUAGAUCAACAAAUUGUAAAACAGUGGAUCAAAUGGAAAAAAGAUAAAAUUGUUUCAUGGUUAACAACUGAUUGGAAACGUGAUGAACAAGAACAUUGGGAUGAAUUUGAAAAUAAAAAGUGGACCAAAUGGUUUUGUUUAUCAGAAAUGAAGAAUUUAGAUGAAUUUAAAGAAAGAAUUAAUAAGGAAUGGGAAGAUUGGUUUUCUUGGGUGAAGGUUAAAGAUAAUAUAUUCAUUAAUUUCAUAUUAAAUGAUUGGUUAGACUGGAAAGACGAUAAUUACGCGAUGUUUAGUGAAUGGAUGGAAUUGUUUGUUAAAAAAUGGAUAAAUGAAAAGCAGUGGACUGUAUGGGAACAAGAGAAAGGAAAUGCACAAAUUCAGAAAGAAAGUCCAUGUUCUUUAGUAAAUAAUGAACAAUCAAGUUAA